AUGCCUGCGAGGGUGACUUUUACACUCGAUGAUCUCUCCACAAAUAUUCCACGAAUAUUCGACCAAGUCCAAACCACAACGGCCAAUCACCAGAAGAACUAUGUCGCGCUGUACAAACUACAUGUCGAAGCUUCAAAGCACACAGAGACUAUAAAUGAUGGAACAAGUAUAAAGCUUGUCGGCGAACGCGCUUUCGAAGACCUGUUCAUCUCCAUGCUCAGCCGGGCGCUGCCCAUCAAGAAAGGAGCAAGCGUCGUAGACAGGAUUAUCAAGUUUGUCGGUGGAUAUACCAAAUUCGUGAACGAGAAAGGUGAAGCGGCACGAAAAGCCAACCCUACCGAGGAAGACGAGCCGGACGAUGACACACCCGCUUCACGUUUUGUGUCAAGAUUGCUGCGCUUCCUCUUCAAAGGCUGUCAGGCGAAAGACAAGAUUAUUCGUUUUCGAGUUGUUCAAUGCAUAGCAGAGAUGGUUGCGCACUUGGGAGAAAUCGAUGACGAUAUAUAUAAUCUGCUGCGUGGCAAUCUGCUCGAGCGCAUACGAGACAAGGAAAAUCCAGUACGAGUUCAAGCCGCCAUUGCUUUGUCGAAACUUUGCGGCUCAGAGGACGACCCUACCGAAGAGCCAAAGAUUACAGACGUUAUCAUAGACAUAUUGACAUACGAUACGGCGGCAGAUGUCCGUCGUGCAGCACUGCUCAAUCUUCCUAUCGGCCCUGAGACCCUGCCCCACAUCCUCGCUCGCACUCGUGAUGUUGAUGUCACAGUUCGGAAGCUCGUCUACCACAACGUCCUCGAACCUAAUUGCGUAAUCGAACACGAUGGCGGCAUCAACGUCGGCGUCUCCCAUCCGCGUGCGUUGAGCAUUGCCCAACGCGAACAAAUCGUGCGAAACGGCCUUGGUGACCGCGAAGAUGUCGUCAAAAGCGCUGCCAUGAAGCUGGUCGCGACGUGGGUUGAAGUUGUCCGCAUGGAUGGCUCUAAGCUCGAGAAGGGGGAUCACGAAGCAGAUGUCAUCGCAUUCCUUAACCUCUUUGACCUCGUGGAGAACUCUACGGCGGAGGAUGCACUGCUCAGCGUCUUCAAAUCUCGUGCGGAUAUACUCGAUGGUCUCGAGUUUGGUGACAAAUAUUGGGAUGACAUGACUCCCGAGAAGGCCUUCCUUGCACGCGUCUUCGUUGACCACUGUGUUGCUACCAAAGACGACCGUCGCCUAGAGGCCGCGCUUCCCGUGGUGACUGCACUUGCCUUCCGCAUCCAGACCGCAUACAAUCAUCUUAUGCUCCUGCGUGGCGACAUCGACGACGAGGAAGAAGAAGAGCUGCGGGCGAGCCGCGAGGAGGCGCAGCUCAGCCAAGAAUUCAUCAUCGGCGAGAUGCUCAAGAUGUCUGACAACCUCGACUAUGCGGAUGAGAUUGGAAGGCGAAAGAUGUUCCAGCUCGUUCGUGAUAUGCUUUCGCAGGAUGUCCUUCCGGAGAGCCUUGUCUCGAGGUGCUUGGACGUUUUGCGCACGCUGUCGCCCAAUGAACGCGACCUAAUCCGCGUUGUCGUGGAAGUGAUACAUACUCUUCGUGAUCCGUUUGAAGACCCUGCACAGGGCAUCAGUGCCGACGAUAGCACGUCCACCAUUGCAGACACUCCUGCCACGGUCCGUACUGCGCGCGCGGCCCCGAAGCCAGCAGAAGAGAUGCCUCCCGAAGAGCGUGCCCGCGCAGACACUAUCGAUCUCCGCUGUCUUGCGCUGUGCAUCGGCAUGCUCGAACGAGUCAAUGGCACAUUCGAGGAAAACUCGACGUUGGAAGGUAUCCUCGGCGAGCUGAUCAUCCCAGCUGUCAAGCGACGCGAGAUGCUCCUACGCGAGCGUGGGCUCGUGAGCCUCGGGCUGUGCUGCCUCAUCGCGCGGCGCAUGGCGCUCAACUCGUUCCAGCUCUUCGUCAGCCAGGUGCAAGCGGGCGUGCCCGAGGUCCUGAAGCUGCGCGUCCUGCAGGUCAUUCUUGAUAUCCUCAUGGCGCAUGAUAAGGAUUUUUUGAGCCUGCAGAGUCCAUAUCUUGAGAAGAUCAUUGGGUUCCUGAUGAAUACACUCAACACGGAAGAGUCUGACAAGGUCCUGGCGUUAAUAUGCGUCGGCCUGUCAAAACUCAUGCUCUCGGGCAUGAUCUCGGACGACCGGAUUCUCCGCGCUCUUAUCCUCGAAUACGUGUCACCAAACUCUGCGACGAACCAAGAACUAAGACAAUGUCUCUCGUACUUCUUUCCAGUUUAUUGCUACUCCUCCGCGGCCAACCAACGACGCAUGCAGAAGCAAUUUAUACCCAUCUAUGAAGACCUGAACAGAGUAUACAACGAAUGCGAUGGUGAUGAGGAUAUGAUCAGCCCUACGCAGGCGUCUUUAAUGAUCGUCGACUGGACAGACCCUCAAAAGGCAGUGCUGAAGGCAGAUGAGAGCAUACACAUUGACCUGGCGAGCGACAUCAUCAAGGCGCUGUUCACUCAUUGUUUGCAUCUGGAUAUAGAGGAGGACAAGAAAGCAUUAUGUCAGUUGCUUGGCAAGCUUUAUAUACCAGACGAAGUCGACGAUGAUAAGAUUCGUACGCUCAAGUUGCUCAUGAUCACCCUUCGCACUCGCCGACCCCUUCGCGACUCCACUACCAAGAAUACGUUCAACAAAUUUCAAGCGCUCAUCGAUAAGAAGUUCGAGAAGCAGCUCGCCGACUUUGACGAGGUCGAGUAUCGGCAGCUCGAAUACUUCAAAGCAGUCUUCGAAUUUCUCGACGAUAUCACACCGGACUCGGACUGGGACGACGAUGAGGCUGCAGUCAAGAAGCGUGGAGGCAACAAGCGUCGCAGCGAGAGCGUCGUGUCUGAUACUACGGCAUCAUUGAGUGCCGCCAGCGAUGUUGAGGCGACGCCCCGCGCGCGGAAGGCGAACGGGAAGAGCAAGGCUAAGUAA
Molecule: messenger RNA, 2949 nt
Organism: Phanerochaete carnosa HHB-10118-sp
Lineage: Eukaryota; Fungi; Basidiomycota; Agaricomycetes; Polyporales; Phanerochaetaceae
Exons: 15
Coding region: 1-2949 (982 amino acids)
Biological process (GO): mitotic chromosome condensation
Cellular component (GO): condensed chromosome; condensin complex
Source: RefSeq, a predicted model, not a curated record